UUGAUUUUUUUUAAUCUUAUAAUAAGCUACAAGUGCCGCUGCUUAUAUAAGCGUCUGGUUCUUCCCAAAAAAAAAACCCUAAUUUAUACCCUAAAAUUGCCUUCCUUUCUGCUUCGAUUCUCAUCAAGGGAAAAGUGGAGAAGCUGGACAACGGACACGUGAAAAUGAGUGUGCGGGUGGGAGAGAGUGAUGUGGUUGGGAAGAGUGGGAAGAAGGGUAAGAGAAGAAAGAAGAUUGAGAAGGGCGGGGUGGAUGAGGUACGUGAUGGUCUGGAUGUGGAAGAAGGUGGAAUUGUAAAGAGUAAGAAGGGGAAGAGAGGUAAGAUGGAUGUGGUGGAAGAGGUAACUGAUCAUAUGGAUGUGGAAGAAGAUGGAAUUGGAAAGAGUAGGAAAAAGGGGAAGAAAAGUAAGAAGAAAGAGAUGGUGGGGGUGGGAGAGGUGAUGGAUUGUCUGGAUGUGGAAGUAGAUGGAAUUGAAAAUAGUAGGAAGAAAGGGAAGAAAAUUAAGAAUAAAGAUAUGGAUGGGGUGGGAGAGGUAACUGAUCGUGUGGAUGUGGAAGAAGAUGGAAUUGGAAAGAGUAGGAAGAAGGGGAAGAAAAGUAAGGAGGAGACGGAUGGGGUAGAAGAGAUGAAUGAUCAGACAAAUGUGGAGAAUGAACAGAACUUGGAAACUAGAGUAGAAAAUAAGAAAAAGAAGAAGGGAAAGGAAAUGGUUGCUGGCGGGGAAUCAAUGACUGAUACUCAAGAUAAAGAAUAUGUAGUUGAAAAACGGAAGAAGAAGAAGAAGAAAACAAAGACCAGGAAAUUCGAGACCUUUGAGAAUCAAGAUGCAUUAAAUGAGAAGACUGAAACUGAAGCUAAAGAGAGCAACAGCAUUGCUGGGAAUGUGGAGAAGAAGAAAAAGAAGCGGAAAAGGACGGUGGAAGAAGAUGAUGAUGAUAAUGACACAGGAAAGAAGAAAGGUUGCUAUAGAGAAGAUGUUGGAAAUUCUUUACCUGAUGACAAUGGUAUGGUUGCUAUAGAGAAGGUUAAGAUGAAGAAGAAGAAGAAAAAGCGGCAGAGGAAGAAUGAGGAAAUAACAGAAAUGGACGGGCUUUCAAGUAAGGCAAAAGAUAAUGAAACCACAAAUGUUCCGGGAAAGGAGAAGAAGACCAAGUCAGUAAUGAAGGAUCCUGAAAAUCCUAAAUCAAAAGAAAAGAAGAAAGUUAGGUUUUCUAAUGAUUUAGAGGAAGUUAGGUUUUCUGAUGACUUAGAGGUUGUUCCAUCUGAUAGCCUAGUUCAAGGUAAGAGAUUCACACCGGAAGAAGAUGAGACUUUGAGAGCAGCUGUUGAAGAGUAUAUACAAUCACAUUGCUUAGGUGAAAAAGGUGUGGAAAUGGUCAUGAAGUGUAUAUCUCACCGAAAAGUAAGGAACUGUUGGAAUGAAAUAAGGAAAGCAUUACCAUAUAGGCCUAAAUCAGCGAUAUAUUCCCGUGCUCAUACAUUGUUUGAGAGAGGUGAGACACAUGAAUGGACUGAAGAAGAAAAAGAAAUGCUUCUGGAACAGUAUAAAAAGCAUGGUAACAAUUGGAGUCUGAUGGCUAAAGAUUUUAAGAGACAUAGACUUCAGGUAAAGGAUACAUAUCGUAGAAUAAAAAUGAAACGAAAUAAAGGACAUUGGUCCCAAGAAGAAUACCAAACCUUGUUUGAUCACGUGAAUAUUGAUUUGCGAGCUAAGCUUGAUGAAGAGAAGAAAUCAAAGCAUGGAAUGUUACGAGAUAAUAUAUGUUGGACUGCAAUCAGUGACAAAUUGUCAACUAGAGCCGACUCACUUUGCUGUAUGAAAUGGUACAAUCAAUUAACAUCGCCAAUGGUUUCUCAGGGUAUAUGGGCUGAUUCUGAUGAUUACCGUCUGCUUGAUGCACUUUUCAAUUUGGAUGCAUGCUGCAUAGAAGAUGUAGAUUGGGAUAAUCUGAUUGAGCAUAGGUCUGGUGAUGUAUGUAGGAAGCGUUGGGACCAAAUGGUGCUUCACAUAGGCUUACAUGGGGUCAAGUCUUUUGCUGAGCAAGUUGAAGUUCUGGCAAACCGAUACCGUCCUGAACUAACCGAAGCACGGGAGGCUUGGGACAGCAAACCUUUGGUCCCAUGACAUAGCAGACAGUUAUAUAUGCAUUCACAGAAAACCUUGAAGUCAAUAAGCUAGCUCAUACCAUAGUUCUGCCAUUGGCGUAUAUUGCAAAGAUAUGUACGGAUGUUCAUGUACUCUCAGAGUUGGUAUGGAGAUUUUUAAACUAAUGCAUGAUUGUGGAUGUUACAAGUCAUGAUGGUAGUCGGAGAAAUAGUGGGGAAAGAAAGAGAUAUAUAGCCCUGAAACAGCUUAUAUUGCAGCUCUUUCUCUUCUUUCUUUUCCCCCUUCUCUUACAAGUUCUUUAGUGACUUUGUUGUUUUUGUAGAAAUAUAUGUAACAAUCAGAGUGAUUGAAAUGAUUAUGGUCAUGAUUUUAGUUA
Daucus carota subsp. sativus is the source of this 2484-nucleotide messenger RNA. RefSeq names its product RNA polymerase I termination factor. The transcript has 2 exons. NCBI's taxonomy places the organism in Eukaryota, Viridiplantae, Streptophyta, Magnoliopsida, Apiales, Apiaceae. The record is from RefSeq and is a predicted model, not a curated record. Bases 165 to 2126 code for a protein of 653 amino acids.